GCGUCUGGAUUCAGGUAUGGUGAGAGUGGUUAUUAGUCAGAACAGGCAGAACACUGUCUAUAAAACCAGUGAGAAGGGAAGUAGGCCUACUGGAUAUUCGUGCAUCUCUGAUAAAACUGUUUUAGAGAAGACCUCUGCGCUGAGGCUCUGAGCACGAGCUAGUGAGUGAGUGAGUAGAGCUACAGCUCCCUCUAUCUACUGCUGCUUCUCUAUCUGCUGCUUCUAUCUACUGCUGCUACUACGAGAAGCAUCGCACUGAUGCAAUAAUAUUGUGUUGCCUUCCUCGAUGUACAAUAUUGUUUUCUAUCUGUGAACGAGCUGCUAGCACUCUAGUUGUCAUUGCUGUUCGAUUUGUUUGAGCUCUUCAAAUCGAAGAUGAUUACUUUCAUAUUGACUUCGUUUGCUCUCGCUAUCAUUGUAACAUACCUUGUUAAGCUGUCCUAUAGAAGAUAUCAAUUUCUGAGAAAGCUCAAAGGAUUGCCUGGGCCUAAGGCUUAUCCAAUUGUUGGAGACUUGGAAAUGCUGUAUUUGAAGAGGAAUGAAUUGAUGAAAAUGAACAGUGAAAAAAGAGAGUUAUACAAAUCAAUCUACUUGGAAUGGUCAGGUCCAUUUGCUGAAAUCCAUCUUCUAAGGCCAGAAUAUGUUGAGGUCGCAUUGAAAAGUACUGUCAACAUAACAAAAUCAAUGGCUUAUGACUUCCUUCAUGACUGGCUUGGAACUGGUCUACUCACAAGCACAGGCAGAAAAUGGCAAGAAAGGCGUAAAAUGAUUACUCCUGCUUUUCAUUUCGGGAUCCUGGAGGAUUUUGUCGAGAUAUUUGGAGAGAAGAGCAGAACUCUUGUAGAAAUAUUGAAGAAACAAAAAUUCGGAGAGGAAUUCGACAUGUAUCCGAUGAUAACAAACUGUGCAUUGGAUAUUAUUUGCGAAUCGGCGAUGGGAACCACGGUGAAUGCACAGGAGAAAAAGGACUCUGAUUAUGUGAGAGCGGUCUAUGAAGUCAGUGAACUAAUACUCUACAGAGCUUUGAGACCAUGGCUAUAUGCAGAGUUUAUAUGGAAGAUGUCAAGUCAUGGAAAAGCAUUUUACAGGAAUUUGAAAACUCUACAUGACUUCACAAAUAAAGUAAUAGUGGAGCGUAGAGAAGCCACUUCUAAAAAAUGUUCUCUGAACGAGUCUGACGAUGGAGUUGGAAGAAGAAAGAAGAAGGCCUUUCUUGAUUUGCUCCUCGAGGCAACUGAAAAUGGACAUGAGUUAUCGCAAGCAGACAUAAGAGAGGAGGUUGAUACAUUCAUGUUUGAAGGCCACGAUACAACGGCAGCAAGCAUUGGUUGGGCGAUAUUUCUCCUGGGGAACAACCCUGAAGUUCAGGACAGAGUUGUGGAGGAAUUGAAUGAUAUCUUUGGCGAUUCAGAUCGGUUGGCCACCAUACAUGAUCUGAAUGACAUGAAAUAUUUAGAAAUGGUCAUUAAAGAGACAUUAAGGCUCUAUCCGAGUGUGCCAUUUAUUGGGAGGCUUGUUACUCAAGACAUGGUUGUUGGAGAGCAUUUAAUCCCAGCUGGUGUUUGGGUCAACAUCGAAUUAUUUAGCGUGCACAGAUGUAGAGAUCAUUAUUCUGAUCCAGAAAAGUUUAACCCAGACAACUUCCUGCCAGAAAACACGAAAAGUCGACAUCCUUUCGCAUACGUUCCAUUUAGUGCUGGUCCCAGAAACUGCAUUGGCCAAAAAUUUGCUCUACUUGAAGAGAAGACUAUCCUAUCUUCUAUCUUGAGGAAAUUCAGAGUAGAAUCGACUGAAAAGCAAGAGGAUAUCUGCUUAAUGAUGGAUCUUGUUCUUCGACCAGAGUCUGGCGUCAAAAUCAAAAUGUAUCCUAGAGAACAAUAACAAACAAUAACUUUUGGUAACUGAUUGAAGUUUCCGAGUUUGAGGAAAAGGGAUAUUUUAAAAUGAUGAUUGAAGUGAAUUUGACAUGGGAAUUAGGCCUAUGUUGUGAAAAAUUCAGAUUUAAUAAAUGUUAAGAUAUUCAUUAUUACCUACAAAGUUAUGUUAAGAAUUUCUGAGUGCUAUAUUUUCUACCCGAUUUAUAAAACGAGAUUACUAGUGAGGAAAUAGGUGAAUAUUGUUACGAUUUAAUAAUGUAUAUGCUGUCUUAUUAUAACUGUACUGAAACUUCAAUAACAUAUUGAGAGAGGAGGAUAGGCCUACUAACGUAGAUUUUGUUAUAUACCGUAUAUGUUUGAUUGAUUUUUUAUUUGUGGAAUCCCAAUUUUUAUUGACUGACUUGUCCAAGAUGUUGACAGUAAUAUUGUUCUCU
Messenger RNA from Nilaparvata lugens (brown planthopper), 2311 nucleotides. Its product is annotated as cytochrome P450 4C1. NCBI's taxonomy places the organism in Eukaryota, Metazoa, Arthropoda, Insecta, Hemiptera, Delphacidae. The record is from RefSeq and is a predicted model, not a curated record. Gene Ontology annotation, molecular function: monooxygenase activity; heme binding; oxidoreductase activity, acting on paired donors, with incorporation or reduction of molecular oxygen.